Ilex paraguariensis (yerba mate) is the source of this 1794-nucleotide messenger RNA. The record is from the annotation of a GenBank genome assembly. NCBI's taxonomy places the organism in Eukaryota, Viridiplantae, Streptophyta, Magnoliopsida, Aquifoliales, Aquifoliaceae.
AUGGCGCAAGUUAGCAACAUUGCCAAAGGCAUCCAAACCACCAAUUUCGGUCCCAACCUCUCAAAACCCCAAAAUCACAAGCUCCCCCAAUCUGUGUGGUUUGGAUCGAAACUGAGAGAUUCUGAAAAUAUUUUGUGUUUGAACCAUGUAAAGAUUGCUUCUUUUAAUAAAUCAGAUAACACUGUUAGACUUCCACUUAGAAUUUCGGCAUCCGUUGCCACCGCCGAGAACCCGUCAACUGCUCCGGAGAUCGUGUUACAACCCANGAUUGCUUCUUUUAAUAAAUCAGAUAACACUGUUAGACUUCCACUUAGAAUUUCGGCUUCCGUUGCCACCGCCGAGAACCCGUCAACUGCUCCGGAGAUCGUGUUACAACCCAUUACAGAGAUCUCCGGUACCGUUAAGUUGCCGGGUUCCAAGUCGCUUUCCAAUAGGAUUCUCCUCCUAGCUGCCCUCUCUGAGGGAACCACUGUUGUAGACAACUUAUUGCACAGUGAUGAUAUCCACUACAUGCUUGGAGCCUUGAGGACACUUGGGCUACGUGUGGAAGAAGAUAGUGCAAUCAAACGAGCAACUGUGGAAGGUUGUGGUGGUCUGUUCCCCUUGGGUAAAGAAUCAAGGGAUGAAAUCCAACUUUUCCUGGGCAAUGCAGGAACAGCAAUGCGUCCAUUGACUGCUGCAGUUGUUGCUGCUGGUGGAAAUUCAAGCUACAUACUUGAUGGGGUUCCCCGAAUGAGAGAGAGGCCAAUUGGUGACUUGGUCACAGGUCUUAAGCAGCUUGGUGCAGAUGUUGAUUGUUUCCUUGGCACAAACUGUCCCCCUGUACGAGUAGUUGGGAAGGGAGGCCUCCCAGGGGGAAAGGUGAAGCUCGCUGGGUCUGUCAGUAGUCAAUACCUGACUGCUUUGCUGAUGGCAGCUCCUUUGGCUCUAGGAGAUGUGGAGAUUGAGAUUAUUGAUAAACUGAUAUCUGUACCUUAUGUUGAGAUGACUUUGAAAUUGAUGGAACGCUUUGGGGUUACUGUAGAGCAUAGUGAUAGCUGGGAUAGGUUCUUGAUCCGAGGAGGUCAAAAGUACAAGUCUCCUGGAAAUGCUUAUGUCGAAGGUGAUGCCUCAAGUGCUAGUUACUUUUUAGCUGGUGCAGCUGUUACAGGUGGAACCAUAACAGUUGAAGGUUGUGGGACAAGCAGUUUACAGGGAGACGUCAAAUUUGCUGAGGUUCUUGAGAAAAUGGGUGCUACAGUUACCUGGACAGAGAACAGCGUCACGGUCACAGGCCCAUCCCGGAAUUCUUCUGAAAGGAAACACUUGCGUGCCAUCGAUGUCAACAUGAACAAAAUGCCAGAUGUUGCCAUGACACUAGCUGUAGUUGCACUUUUUGCUGAUGGUCCCACUGCCAUAAGAGAUGUGGCUAGCUGGAGAGUGAAGGAAACUGAACGGAUGAUUGCCAUUUGCACAGAACUCCGAAAGUUGGGAGCAACAGUUGAAGAAGGUCCAGAUUACUGUGUGAUUACCCCUCCAGAGAAAUUAAAUGUGACUGCAAUAGACACAUAUGAUGAUCACAGAAUGGCUAUGGCCUUUUCUCUUGCUGCCUGUGCAGAUGUUCCAGUCACAAUCAAUGAUCCUGGUUGCACUCGGAAAACCUUCCCCGACUACUUUGAAGUCCUGCAAAGAAUGGCUAUGGCCUUUUCUCUUGCUGCCUGUGCAGAUGUUCCAGUCACAAUCAAUGAUCCUGGUUGCACUCGGAAAACCUUCACCGACUACUUUGAAGUCCUGCAAAGGUUUGCAAAGCAUUGA